UAGGCAUUGGUAAAAGCUGAAAAGAAGAAAAUAAAGAUCCACCUCGAACCUCCCUCCACUCUUUCUUUCGCUCUCAACUGAGCUAAGAGGCUUUGGAUUUAUAGCUCCAAUUUGGGAUUCAUUGCUAUCUGUGAAUAAUUAUGAGGGAAGAAGAGUCAAAUUGGUUCUCCAAAUGGGAGGAAGAGCUGCCAUCCCCGGAGGAACUUAUGCCUCUUUCCCAAUCCCUAAUUACUCCUGAUCUUGCUCUCGCCUUCGACAUUCGCAACCCCAACCAUGCCCAACACAAACAGCCUCAUCCUCCUCCGCCUUCCUCGGCUCUACUGCCCCCUUCUCAACACUCCUUGUCCGAAUUCGCCGCCGAUUCCGGGGACCUGAGAUCCGGGGCAGCCGGAGAUGAGCCCGCGCGCACUCUCAAGCGGCCUCGCCUUGUGUGGACCCCACAGCUCCACAAGAGAUUCGUUGACGCCGUGGCUCAUUUGGGGAUCAAGAACGCCGUCCCCAAGACCAUAAUGCAGUUGAUGAGUGUCGAUGGCUUGACGAGAGAAAACGUUGCGAGCCAUUUGCAGAAGUAUCGCCUUUAUUUGAAGAGAAUGCAAGGCUUGUCUGGUGGUAGUGGAGGCUGUGCCAACGGAGGAUCUGGUGGUGCCGGAUUAGGGGCCUCCGCUGAUCCAGCGACGGACCAUUUGUUUGCAAGCUCACCGAUUCCGCCACACUUUCUUCAUCCUGCUCGAGCUAAUUCAGAGCAUUUCUUACCUUUCGUGCCAGUGCCAGCCCUGCAGCAUCACCAACAACAGCAGCAAAUGCUGGCGGCCGCGGUAGGGCAUCCUCAUUUGCAGUCUCAGUAUCAUCGGCCACAAAUGGGUCUCUACGGGUCAUCUCCAAAUAGCCAAUUGGAGCAUCCUUUCUUAGGCAGGCAGACGCAGCAACCAAUGCACAGGAUGGGAGGGACGCCGGUGCACAAUCAAGCUCCCAGUAGUUAUGUGGAAGAUUUGGAAUCUGCCAAUGGAAAUGGUGGAAGGAAGGUUCUUACAUUAUUUCCUACUGGGGACGAUUGAUUCAAAACUUUGGAAUCGUCUCAAUUAACUUAAAAUUUAGAGUCUGCUUGCAUGGGAGUCCUUUCAUCCAACAAGGUGGUUUUGAGGCUACAUGACUAAGUUUUGAACUUGAAGUGGGGAAAAAGACACGAUGAUCAUCCCUAGUCAGUUUCUUUGUUUAUUGCAGUUGGUACUGAGGUUCUCAAGUUUCCAAAAUUCUCAUCUGUGUUAAUUAUCUGCUUGUCUUAGUUCAGUGUUAUGUAGAGGUAAGUUGUACAAUGUAUUACUCCAUAGAAGACUUUGGACCUGUGACAGAAAGGAAACUCAAGGAUCUCUGACUUCCUUUUCAUUCUUCUCUAAUUUUUCUUUGUAAAGUCUUAUCCUAAUGAACAUUAGCUGCUUUUCUGAAAUUUCACAGCAUCUGUAACUGUUCCUUGUGUUAUUGAAUGGCACAAAUCUCUAGUGCAAAGUAGAACACUCAGCAUUUCUGAUCAAUAAAUAAUGUAGAUUUUGUUGGCAUA
This is a messenger RNA of Hibiscus syriacus, 1555 nucleotides long. RefSeq names its product transcription factor MYBC1-like. The record is from RefSeq and is a predicted model, not a curated record. Lineage: Eukaryota; Viridiplantae; Streptophyta; Magnoliopsida; Malvales; Malvaceae. Gene Ontology annotation, cellular component: nucleus. Gene Ontology annotation, molecular function: DNA-binding transcription factor activity; DNA binding. The transcript is spliced from 3 exons. Gene Ontology annotation, biological process: regulation of DNA-templated transcription. Bases 141 to 1055 code for a protein of 304 amino acids.